AUGGCUGCAGAAACAACAAUAAACUCUCUCAUUGAACGCCUUCAGCAAAUCAGUUUGGGGGAUAAAUUAGAUCUGUUAGAUGAGUUAAAAACUGCAAUAACAGCACUACCAAUUCAUGAACUUAGGCAGAUUCUCCCAAAUAUAUCGAUUACAAGUAUUUUUCAAUGCUUAAACACAGAAGACAGCUCUCAACAAAAAGUGUGUGGGGAGGUAUUGGAUAGACUGCUGACUACUCUCAGUCCAUCGACAGUUUUGCAAAACUUUCACCCUCAGCUCCUAACAUGGCUCAGACUUCCAGAUGAUACACUUAAAGCACUUUGUUUAGCACAGCUUUUGAAGAUCAGUAAAGAAGUUCCUGGUGAAAUCUGCAUAUAUGAGGAUCUGGUACAGGAGAUAGUCGACCAGCUCCCUUCAGACAGCUUGGAUGUUGGUCCUGCUGCAGCCAGCAUUCUUACAUUUAUUGGUCAAGAUCCCAAUGGUCUUCGGGUGCUAUUCAGUAGCCCAAUUGUCAGUAAAUUUGUCACAGCCAUGCAGAAAAAUGACGUAACACGCUUCCGCAUAUACCAGAUUGCAGUGGAUUUGAGCAGAACAUCACCCUCAGCGCUGGACGCUUCCGUGGGUUCAGGUCUCCUUCAGCAGCUUGUGAAUGAGAUUGAGAAACAUGACAUCCUUGUUCAACUGAAUGCUAUAGAUAUGCUGUCAGACCUGGCCCAAACAACUCAUGGUCUCAUGUACUUAGACACACAAGGAGUUGUUGGGAAGUUGGAGGAGAUGAUGCGUGGGUUAAACGAUAAUCCCUUGAGUGGUCUUCUCCUGCCAGGUCUGAUAAAAUUUUUUGGUAGUCUUGCAAGGCAACAUCCCAAAGAGGUUUUGUUCAAAUUUGACCAUUUUGUGAGACUGGUAUUACAUAAUGUUAGUGAAGGUGAUCCAACUUUAAAGGGAGUCUCAGUUGAUACUAUUGGAUUCAUUGCCUCUACACCAGAGGGGAAACUUGCUCUUGAAAAACUAGGUAAUCCCAUGACUGAAUGUCUUCAUGGAAUAGGAAAUCUUAUCAGGACCGGCACCUCAGAUUUGAAAGUGAGAGCUCUAAAUGCUUUAACAAGCAUAACCCAGCUGCAGGUGGAACAUCAAACUGUUGAACUACUAGCCCUGACAGAAAGAUGGUUCUCCUCAUGUGCACCCGACACUUUCAACAUGGUCUGGUCAAUCACCCAACAGCCGUUUCUGGAUCUUCGAAUUCCCGCAUUUCGUUUACUGCAUAGUGUGGCUUCACUCCCAUGGGGUCAAAAAAUCAUUAACAAUGUGCCAGGAUUCAAAGAGUAUGUGUUGAAUAGAGCUUCAGAGAGUAGCAAAGAGGGAAAAGAAGAAAAAUUUGAACUUGUUAACAUUCUGGCGCACUCGCCAACAGCUGUGGAGAUCUUGGGACGACCGUACCAUGUCAAGCUUAUGGAAUAUUUUAAUCAAGGAGCGUUCUAUGUGGUUGCACAGUCAGAGAUCAUGAUGGACGGUGAAUAGAUUUAAUGUUUUAUUUCUUAAAUGGAGAUAAUUUUCAUUUUGUGUGUACAGGUUUAGUUGGAGCACUGGCAUUUAUCUGGUCAAGAUCUGUGUCACAACACGGCCCUACAAUUUUACUUUCUAAUGAAAUGUAUUCUAAUUUUUCAUUUGAUAAAUAUUAAAAAAUCCAUUUGAAUGUAACAAUUUGAAAUGUUUUGAAUUUUUAUUACCACUUCUUAUUCAAAUUCUCAAAGAAAAUAUUUUUAUAAAGCAAUAAUAAUAUC
This is a messenger RNA of Physella acuta, 1778 nucleotides long. Its product is annotated as 26S proteasome non-ATPase regulatory subunit 5. NCBI's taxonomy places the organism in Eukaryota, Metazoa, Mollusca, Gastropoda, Physidae. Gene Ontology annotation, cellular component: cytosol. The record is from RefSeq and is a predicted model, not a curated record. Gene Ontology annotation, biological process: proteasome assembly.